Liolophura sinensis is the source of this 2406-nucleotide messenger RNA. Its product is annotated as protein sidekick-like. The transcript has 15 exons. Lineage: Eukaryota; Metazoa; Mollusca; Polyplacophora; Chitonida; Chitonidae. Gene Ontology annotation, molecular function: protein binding. The record is from RefSeq and is a predicted model, not a curated record. The coding region runs from base 61 to 2004 and encodes 647 amino acids.
AAGUGAGUUCAUUGGUAUGGUCAUUGUGAACGAACAAAGAGGAAAACAUGUGAUAUCCAGAUGCCCUCUAAUGCAAACAGAGCUGGGCGACUGUACGCUUUCGGCGCUGCGUAUCGGGAGGACGGGCGAUCAUUUGGUCAUUACGUUUUGUCACGGGAAGAGAAGAAAAUGGCGACUGUGCUUAUCUUAAGCAUAAUAUCCUUGUGUCUAGUGAAGUAUUCAGGGGCACAGUCGCUGGUGUUGGUACCAGGCGACAAAAUACAACCUAAGAAGAAAGGCUUUGGGUUGAUCAUAAAGUGUGAUGCCACAGGACUAGGACCCUGGGAAGACCCUCAGCUCACGUGGACAAGUGCUCAGGGCAAUGUUAUCACCUCCACCAACUCUAAUGACCCGGUGUAUGUUCAGAGGAAGGGCCCCCAGAGCCUGAAGCUGCGGAUCCCCUCUGUGCAAGAGGAACAUACCGGCAAAUGGACCUGCACAGGGGUGCUUAACGGGCAGAAACAGACCAUGGCCGUCAUGUUUGAUGUGUGGGAGGAUAUUACGUUUACGGGUAAGCAGUAUCAGCGUCCCACCAUCUACACAGAUGCCCUUAUCGAAUGUCGCGUGGGUGGUAGCCCUCAGCCCGAGGUCUCCUGGUCCCACAACGACAAAACUAUAGACGGAGGUCGAUACAUCCCAGUGCCAAAUGGCCUGGAAAUUCGUAACAUCACCAAAGACGACAACGGAGAAUAUUUAUGUAUCGCUGAAAUUCCCAGUACUGGGCGCUACGAAGAGCAUUCAAUUACAGUGGAAGUUAGAGCUCCAGCCACCUUGACAAGUUCCUCAAAGAUGACCAAGGAUGUCGAGGACAAGGGUCCAACGAUGCACCGCAAGGCCAGCAGUAACCGGCCACCGACCGAGAAAAUGCACAAGGACCAGUCUGCUGACUUUGUCAGGAUGAACAAUGGUGGCAGGUACCAGAUCAUUGCAGUAGAGGGUACAAUGAAGAUCUUGCGGCUAAAAGUAAGCGAUGACGGUACCUACAAGUGUAUGGUGGAUGUUAUGGCUCUUCCCCUCCCACCCAGCACAGUAGAAGUUGUACGUGCUGCCCAAAGGUGGAUAAGGUUGAGAAUAGGUACCCCCGGUAACAGCGGGGGACUACCUGUGACAGGUUAUCGUGUGCAGUACUCCACAACACAGGGUAACAACCAGCUGGCAACCAUUGAGGCGGAAAUUGAUCCUGAGACGACUAGUGAUGAUGGUAGCCGUCCAAUGACAACUGUGGACAUUGAGAAUCUCAACCCAUCCACUCUGUACACAUUCAGCGUUUACGCUCGCACAGACGUCGGCCUUAGUGAGCCCAAGGAAAUCCAGUUCAUGACAAAGGAAAUCUCGGUUCCAGAACCAGUAAACAUUCUAUCAAAAAAUGCCAGCGACUCAUCCUCAGAAUAUAACCUCGUCUGGGAAAAACCAAGGGAUGGAGGAUUACCUAUAAAACAUUACGUCCUUCGUUACCGACUUGUGACCUAUAACAAGUCUAACAACCAAAUCACAGACAUCAACUCUGACUUCAAGGUCGUGAUACAGGAGAAUCCAGAUGCUACGUCCUUCAAACUGACCAACCUCAUUCCUGAUCGCACCUAUCAGAUCGAGAUUGACGCAGUCAACGUGCUUGGCAGGUCAGACACCCGAUAUAUCGUCAUGACAACAAAAUAUGCUCUUCCCCGCCCACCCAGCACAGUAGAAGUUGUACGUGCUGCCCAGAGAUGGAUAAGACUGAGAAUAGGUGUCCCCGAAAACAGCGGGGGACCACUUGUGACAGGUUACCGUGUGCAGUACUCCACCACACAGGGCAACAACCAGCUGGCAACCAUCGAGGCACAACUUGACUCUGAGAGGACUAAGACAACUGUGGACAUUGGAAAUCUCAAACCAUCCACUCUGUACACAUUCAGCGUUUACGCUCGCACAGACGUCGGUUUUAGUGAGCCCAAGGAAAUCCAGUUCAUGACAAAGGAAAUCUGACCAAUUGCUGCUAGAGGUGAUGUUGGAGAAUAAAAGGACACCUUGAUUUGUGAGUGAAAUGGUUGACAAAGACAGUUUGAUCUGUGAGUCAAACGUACAUGAUCACGUUAACGGCAAACAGGCUCACGAAGGAAAACCGACAAGAAUGGCCGAAAUAUGUCAAUUCGGUGACAUAUUUGUUAAACGUAUGAAACUGAAUGGACUGAAAUCUUGAUCCGAGAGACACCGACAGAGCUAAUAAUGUAUGGCUCUUUCGCUGAUGGUUUAGAAGUAUAUUAGGAGCAGAAAUCGUAAGUCUCACCCUAAUUUCAUGAGGAUAUGGGCUUGUGUAGGAUUUGUGUAGGACUUAUCUAGGAUUAACACAGUACUUUCAAAAUAAACACAGUAUACAGUGACGAAAAA